AACCCUGCUGUCAAAACCUCAGUGCCAUUCGCUGUUGAAGUUACACAGUGAAGUUAGCGUCUCUGCACCUGUCUGUGGCACAACUUGAAGCUAACCAUGGCAGGGAAGAGGGCGUUAGUAAUCCUGUCUAAAGGUGCAGAGGAGAUGGAGACGGUUAUUCCAGUGGACAUCAUGCGCAGAGCCGGGAUUGCGGUGACGGUUGCAGGCCUGACGGGCACAGAGCCAGUUCAAUGCAGCAGAAACGUCGUCAUCUGUCCUGAUGCGAGUCUGGAGGAAGCCAGCAAACAGGGCCCGUAUGAUGUGGUGCUUCUGCCAGGAGGAAUGCCAGGAGCCCAGAAUCUGGCAGAGUCUCCUGCUGUGAAGGAGGUGCUGAAGGAUCAAGACGGCAGAAAAGGCCUGAUUGCAGCCAUCUGUGCAGGUCCUAUUGCUCUUCUGGCAAAUGGCAUCGGCUACGGCAGCACAGUCACUACACAUCCUGGCAUGAAGGAGAAGAUGAUGGCUGGAGACCACUAUAAAUAUUCAGAGGCUCGAGUACAGAAGGAUGGACAUUACAUCACCAGCCGUGGGCCAGGAACCAGUUUCGAGUUUGCCCUGACGAUUGUAGAGGAACUUAUGGGGGCUGAGGUUGCAGCUCAAGUCAAGGCUCCUCUUAUUAUGAAAGAGUGACUGUAGCCCUGUCCACUGACAGUUCUGCAAGCAGCACUGCCCCGCUGUACAAGUCUGGCAUUACUGCGACAGCUAAUCCAAUGUAGCUGGCACCGAGAGUCAAAGUCACCAGUGACAAAUCGUCCUUUCCCGAGGGACACAACUCUGUUUCUGUUCUGACAGGUUAUUGUCUUCCUUCGUCUCUUAGUAGCCAACGAAAGGCACCUUGUGUUGUCUGGACACUGGAAUAAAACAUGAAUAAUCACUGCACGUGCUCCCCGGAUAAGAUUCAUUGUAGUUUGUUGCCCAAAUUGCUUCAUUAUUUUCACAGCUUGUAUUGUGUCACUUGUCAUUAAAACAUGAGUGUGAUGAA
Messenger RNA from Amphiprion ocellaris (clown anemonefish), 1018 nucleotides. It is a transcript of the gene park7, whose product is annotated as parkinson protein 7. Gene Ontology annotation, molecular function: protein deglycase activity. Gene Ontology annotation, biological process: guanine deglycation, glyoxal removal; protein deglycation, glyoxal removal. The transcript has 6 exons. Gene Ontology annotation, cellular component: cytosol; nucleus. The coding region runs from base 97 to 666 and encodes 189 amino acids. Lineage: Eukaryota; Metazoa; Chordata; Actinopteri; Pomacentridae. The record is from RefSeq and is a predicted model, not a curated record.